AUGAAAAAAAUAAAUUGUUUUAUUUUUAUAUUUUUAAUAAUAAAUUUUAAAUUUAUAUAUGUUUUAUCAGAAGAACAGCCACUACAAGCUCCAAUAUUAAAAGCUGAUCCAACAAAAUCACCAGAGAAGAAAUCUGAUGAAGGUAGUAGUAAUAGUUAUUUAGAGAGUAUUUUAAAACUUGAUGAAAAAGAAAAUAAAAUUGAAGAACAAGAAACAACAACAAUAUCACCAUCAUUAGUAAAUUUAAAAACCGAAGAUAUUUAUUUUAAUAUUGAUUGGAAAUGUAAUACUCAAGACAUUUUCAUAAAUGAUAUGGGUUAUUAUGAUAUUGCUUCAAUUUUAAAUCCAAAACGUAAUUGUCAUGCUUUUAAAACUCCAUGUGAUGAGAUUGUCUCAUUGAAUAUAACAGAUUGUAAUGGAAGUCAACCAUUCAAUAGUUCAUGUAGAUUCGUUUUAAAUUAUUAUAGAGAUACAAUCAGUUGUGAUAAUAUUCCAGUUUUAGUGACUGAUUUCAAUUGUGAAUCAUUUGGUAAACAUCAUGAUCUUGGUGCAAUUGAUGUAAUUUGUAAAAGAUUCGAACGGGAAACUGCUGAUCCAAUAAAAUCAUCUUCAACUUUUUUUCUCAAAUUGCAAGGCAGUUUGUCGGAAUUUUUUAAAUUAUUAUAUUUUUAUAUAAAUGGAAUAUGUUGUUAA
Dictyostelium discoideum AX4 is the source of this 693-nucleotide messenger RNA. RefSeq lists its product as hypothetical. The coding region runs from base 1 to 693 and encodes 230 amino acids. The transcript is spliced from 3 exons. The record is from RefSeq and is a predicted model, not a curated record. NCBI's taxonomy places the organism in Eukaryota, Evosea, Eumycetozoa, Dictyosteliales, Dictyosteliaceae.